This is a messenger RNA of Moesziomyces antarcticus, 1395 nucleotides long. RefSeq names its product 6-phosphogluconolactonase. Gene Ontology annotation, molecular function: protein binding; 6-phosphogluconolactonase activity. Bases 1 to 1395 code for a protein of 464 amino acids. The record is from RefSeq and is a predicted model, not a curated record. Lineage: Eukaryota; Fungi; Basidiomycota; Ustilaginomycetes; Ustilaginales; Ustilaginaceae. The transcript has 2 exons.
AUGAGCACAUACCGCAGCUCUUCCCCCUCGAACACGCUCAAACCUCGGUGGUCGGUCGCACAGUCUCAAAAGUUCCACAUAAAGGGACGUGCAAAGCUCGACAAGAUCCCUUUGAGAAUGCUGACACGCGCUCCACUUGCUUUGCUCGCUUCGCUCUCCUUGGCAUUGUGCGCUUCGGCAGCCUCGGACACUUCAAAGCCAGCCAAGAUGGCGAGCUACACCCUCUUCACAGCUGGAUACAAUGGCACCAUCGUGCCAUACUCGGUCGAUGCAGACAAGGGCCAGCUCGAGCGUAUCUCGCACGGCGUGCAGGUCAACUCGUCCGGUACUUCGCCCUCGUGGAUCGCCUACACGUCCGGUCAUCACGGCCACGCAAAGCACUCGGAUCUGCAUCUGUACUCGGUUGACGAGACCGCGCCGGGCAGGCUCUUCUCGCACACGUACCAAGCUGCCAAGGGCACCAUCGUUCAGACGGGCACGCAUCUGCAGCGCACCAACGGGACAUCGUCGGGAGGCGAUGGCCCCGUCAGCUGCCUUGUCGGACACGGUCCCAGCAAGGGUCUGCUAUUUGUGGCCAACUACAAUUCGGGUACCGCUGCGGUGGUUUCGAUCGACAAGCACGAUGGAACGCUCGCCAAGGAGGCCAAGCACGUGUUUCAGUUCACGCGCCCUGCAUCCGCGCCCAAGCUGGGUCCGGUGCCCGAUCGUCAGGACCACUCGUAUGCGCACCAGGUGAGCAUCGCUCCCUCGGGCCGCUGGGUGUACGUCUGCGACCUUGGUGCCGACCAGAUCCACCACCUUCGCAUCGACGAGUCGCACAACGUCGAGUUUGUCGCCAGCACCGAUGUUCCCGCAGGCUCGGGCCCGCGUCACAUCACAUUCUACCGCGACUGCUCCGGCAAGGACUUCGCCUACCUCGCCUCGGAACUCGACAACACGGUCAGUGCCUUCGCACACGAUGACGCCACAGGCAAACUGGAGCGCAUCCAGGAUCCUAUCCUUGCCUCUCCUCCCGGCGAGCCUCUGAGUGGACCGGGCAUUCUGCCGACCAACCGUACCACCGCCGAGAUCGCUGUGGUCCCCGCGGGCGACUUUGUCUACGUCUCGGAUCGCGGUGAUGAGGAGGAAGACCACAUCUCGAUCUUUAGCAGGGACACCGAGACGGGCAAGCUGAGCUUUGUCGAGUGGAUCAAGAGCGGUGGUCGUAUGCCACGACACUUUAGCCUCAGCUCGGACACGGGCCGUGACGACAGCGCCCGCUGGCUCGCCGUCGGCCACCAAACCGACCAGAACAUCGUCAUCUUUGAACGUCAUCCCGACACAGGCAAGCUCACCCGAGCCGAUACCAGAGCCAACAUCGGCCAGGUCGCUUUCACCGGCUUUGCACCUUUCUAG